UGUUUAAACCUAAAAAGUUUCUAUUUUCUUGGGACUGAGUGGGAGUCGAAAAUAUAAAAUUUAUUAUUAUCUUUUCUUUUUAUGUAAAAGAAGUUCAAAAUCAUUUGCUGCGACAUUCUCGCGGCAACUCGUUUGAGCUCGAAAAUCUUACAGGAAAGAUCUUUGUUGCUCAUAUAGGACCAUAAAAAAAAAACACAAUAUUCGUAAAAUGUCAAUCUUGAGAUCAUCUAAAAAUCUCAUCUUUCUCAAAUCUUUAAACCUAAAAAUUCAAUCUUUGUUACUUGAAUCAUUGCCUCAUAAUCAUACACUCAAAUUCUCACAUACCCUUUUUUCCUCUUCUUCUUCUGAACCUAUAGACACAAACAACAAUGAAAUUGUAGACAAGCUCAUACAUGUAUUUACGAAGCAACCCCAUAUCACUGAAAAUCAAGAAUUGGUCAAUUUGGGUCAUUUUAUCACCCCCAAGAUCGUUGAGUCUGUGCUAAUAAGUUUCAAGAAUUGGAAGAUAGCUCUUGAGUUUUUUAAUUGGGCUUCUAGUCAAAGUGGGUAUAGGCAUAAUGCUUAUACUUUUAAUGCCAUGGCUUCUAUCCUAUCAGGUGUUCGACAAAAUGCCCAGCUGAAAGCUCUCGCCGCGGAGUUGGGGAGGUCUGGUUGUUUUAUGAGUCCUGGGGCAAUGGGGUUCUUUAUUAGGUGUUUAGGGAAGGUGGGGUUGGUUGAAGAUGCUGUUUUGUUGUUUGAUAGGUUUAAGGUGUCGGGUUUUUGUGUUCCUAAUGGUUAUACGUAUAAUUGUUUGAUAGAGGUUAUGGCGAAGUCGUGUGAGGUUGAGGUGAUGGAAAUGAGGUUGAAAGAGAUGACGGAUACGGGUUGGCAGCCGGAUAAGUUUACUUUGACUGCGGUGUUGCAGUGUUAUUGCAAUGCCAAGAAGUUUGAUAAAGCUUUAGAUGUUUAUAAUGUGAUUGGUCAAUCGGGUUGGCUUGAUACGCGUGUGCUUUCGAUUUUGGUGCUCUCGUUUAGCAAAUGGGGGAAAGUUGAUGAGGCGGUUGAAAUGAUUGAAAGGAUGGAACAGCUUGAUAUAAGAUUGAAUGAGAAGACGUUUUAUGUUUUAAUCCAUGGGUUUGUAAAGGAGGGUAAAAUAGAUAAAGCUCUUCAGCUGUUAAAUAAAAUGCUGAAUUUAGGAAUUUUGCCAGAGUUUUCAUUAUAUGAUGUUUUAGUUGGAGCUCUUCUUAGGAAUAAAGAGUUUGAGAUAGUGUUGCAUCUGUGCAGACAGAUGAAUGAAUUAGGUAUUAGCCCUGAUGUUCAGUUACUCACAAAACUUCUAUCUUCUUUUCCCGAAGAAAAGGAUGUAAUAAUAUUGUUCAAGCAAGCAAAAAAGACUUUUGAUGAUAAUGCUAUAGUUUUGCUAUACAAUUCUCUAUUGAAAGGCCUAGUUGAUAAUAGAGCAGUUGAAAAAGCGUACCAUUUGUUGAGGACAAUGAUUGGAGAAAAUAGCACUGGUUACCCUGAGGUAGAAGAAUUUGUUCCAAAUAUGAGUCAGGUCCAUCCAGAUACAAAUUCUUAUAGUAUAGUUAUCAAUGGUCUGUGCCAAACUGCUAAUAUAGAUAUGGCUCUCAAGCUAUUUCAUGAUAUGCAGCUAGCUGGGUGUAAAAGUGAUCAACUUCUUUACAAUAAUCUGAUUGACAGUUUAAGCAAGUCUGAUAGAUUGGAGGAAUGCUAUAGGCUUUUGAAAGAUAUGAAGGAGUCGGGACUUAAACCAACACACUUUACUCACAACUCCAUUUUUGGGUGUUUAUGUAGAAGAGAGGAUGUCGGAAAAGCCCAUAAAUUGCUGCAAGAGAUGCGUAUUAGUGGGCACGAACCCUGGAUCAAACAUUCGACCUUACUAGUGAAAAAGUUGUGCAGUAAUGGAAAGGCAAUAGACGCAUGUGAUUUUCUUAAUAAGAUGGUUCUAGAAGGUUUUGUCCCUAAUAUAAUAGCCUAUUCUGCUGCUAUAGAUGGCCUUUUUAAGAUCCAAGAAGUUGAUAGAGCUUUGGAGCUAUUCAAGGGUAUUUGUGCUCGUGGAUAUUGCCCUGAUGUAAUUGCCUACAACAUUGUUCUAAAAGGCUUAUUAAAGGCCGAAAGGGUGUUGGAAGCUGAAGAUCUUCUCAGGGAGAUGCUAAAGAAGGAUCUUGUUCCCUCAGUUGUCACCUAUAACUUGCUAAUUGAUUCUUGGUGCAAAAAUGGUGAGAUAGAUCGAGCCAUGGAAUGUCAUUCAAGAAUGGAUGGGGAAAGAAGGGAACCUAAUAUUAUCACUUACACAACUUUAAUAGAUGGAUUAUGCAAUGCAGGAAGAUCAGAAGAUGCUAUGUUGCUUUGGAAUGAAAUGGUAAGGAAAGGCUGCCACCCAAACAAUAUUGCUUAUAUGGCUUUCAUCCAUGGAAUUUGCAAGUGUGGUAGGCCAGAUGAAGCUUUUAUAUAUUUUCAAGAGAUGCAAGAUAAACAGAUGACACCUGAUGCAUUUAUUUAUGUUGCAUUGGUAGAAGCUUUCCUUUCUAAUUCAGAUGCACCAUCGGCUAUUAGGAUCCUAGUAAAGAUGGCUCAGGACAAUAAGUUUCCAGACCCACUUGACAAGAACUGUGUUAGAUUACGAGAUGCAGUUUUUAAGUUGUCUGCAGAUGCAAGAACCUCUUCUACUAUUGAGACUCUUCUUAAAGAAGGCAGUAUUCCUGAAUUUCUGAAUAAUUCUGGAAAUGGUAAUUAGAGGUAGAAGGCAAAUAACCAACCUCCCAAUCAAAAAAGAUGUUUCUACAAACCAGUUGUGAUGAUGAUGCAUAAGUCUUCGCUUAACGGUUUCCAUGCUUAUUUUGGGGGAGCUCAAAUCAAAGAAUUACAUCUAUUUUAUUGGCUGUGAUAUUCUUUCAUUCAUCGCAACUCUGGAAACCCUAGAUAAGUCAAAUCAACUGCAAAUAGAGUAUAAUGAUGAAAGAUAAAAAAUAUAGAGAUGUAGAGCUUUAAUAGACCCAGCUGUGAUUUCCUUCAAGGUGGGAGAAGGAAGCUUCACAGUGGACAUUCUCUUAGCAGCAUUGAAGCUAGAAGUUUGCUCUCAGAUCCCAAGCUAUCAUGCAAUGCAUAAACCUGAAUAUUGGUCUGUCCAUAUUAUUAACUGCAUCCAAUGGACUGUUGACUAAUCUUGCAUGUUUCUUGGUGGAUCUCGAUUCUCACCUAGUACAGGUUGAAAACUGUUCAUAGUUCCCUUUUUUCAGUAGAUUGAAUUGUAAGUGUAUGUGUUUGUUUUUACAAUUUUUGGGUAAGUUUGUGAUUUAAGUUGACCUGAUUUUUUGAGUACGUAGUGGUUGUUAUUUAUGGUUUGUUGACGAAGUUGGGAAUGAUAUUUGUUUGAAUAGGAAAGGGCAUAUAUGAUGAUUAGAAUGAAUGGGGAUGUGACUGAUUCUAGACGUGUCUGAUGAUGAUGAUCCCAAUGAAGAUGAGUUGGACGGUUCUGAUACAAGUGAUGAUCAUGAGUCUGAUAACUCUGACCAUGAAGAAGAUGAGUUGAAUGUUCAUACUCACGAUGCUAAAGAUGAUAAUCACUUGCAUGAUGGUGACUCUGAUAUAGAAUUAAACCCUGCUGUUUUUCCAAAUGACGAGGCUUAUGCAUGAGCCUACAAGAAACAGAAAAUCGGGAACUUGCUGCUAGAUUUUUUGAUUUUUCUUGGAUAAAUGAGAGUUUGUGCUGUACUAUGAUUGCUUUGUUUCAUCUCAGUGCAAUCCUCAGAUUUGGUGACUGAUGAAACUCACACUUAUAGUGGUGGCAGGUGAGGCUGAGGUGCUAGAGGAUUAGUAGUUUGUUGAUCCCUAACUUUAGCUCUAUCAAAUGUAUUCUGGCCUAUUGUUUCAUGUCUCUUAUAUAGUGUACAAUCUUGGUGAUGCCAUCAUUUUACCGUCAUAUUGAAAAAAAAUCGUCUGGAUUUUGGCAUCUAUUUUCAUCCAGGUAACAGGCUGUGAUGGGAUAUUUAUUCCACUUUAAUAGCUGAAGCUUUUAUGUUUUAUCAAGUAGUAAGAACCCUAUGAAACUGCUCCCAGAUUCCUCGAGAAGCGUCUGUAGUCUAUUCAGGAUCAGGUCUUGGGGAAGAAAUUAUAACCUUAAUACGCAGAACCUAAUUUUGUAUGAUCAUGAUUUUCAUAUGCUCUUGCUAGCCCACUCUGAAGUCAGCAAGCUUAAAUUGCUCAUAAUCCCCAACUUUAUUUCCUUCCUUAUCUGAAUGCAUCUAGAGACCGUGUGACAAGGUUUACCGGCCAUUUUUUAGAGCCUUUAAUCAGUAUUUGAUUCCUUUUUAUUCCUUUUAAUAUAUUUGCCUGACGAUUAUCAUACAUUUUUGUCCUACUGAAGUCCAUUUCUAAGUAUUGUUUAUUAAUCGAAUUAUUCACACUUUAUUGGGUCUUUUAGGAUGCUUGGGAGGAGGUCGAUCCAGAUGGAAUUACCAUAUGAGGGAUUUACUGCACUGGAUAACCUAGCCGGAACUGAGAGUAGAGGGUUGUCUGUUUUUACAGUAUCAUCUUCGCCUUCAAUGAGUUACAAGAUCAAGCUGCAAAGCGGUCAAGAUGGAAUCAUUGAAUUUACAUUUUUUUGUACACGAGUACAUGACUAAGGCGAAAGCAGCUAAAUGGAGGAUAGAGUGGUUAUGGAGACUGUACUAUGAUUUUAGGUUUCCCCGGUUUGUAGUGCUGACUACUGAGGUCUCCACAUCAGGAAACAGUUAAAAGAAAUAUCUGCCAACAGCUAGCAGAGAUAUCGAUGAUGAUCUUCACCUUCAAGUUUCGGAAUCCUGAAAUAUGUGGCAAAAGGUUUGCAGACAGCAGAAGUAGUUAACUUGGUCCUGUUCUAUAGUAUUGUACUUGGUGUGGGCAUAAAUUUCAGCACUUGCAGACUGUUGCUUUAUGCUGUGGUUUGUUGAAUUUAUAUUUCAUUCUUUUGUAUCUAUCAAAUUAUCAGAAUACUUCAUAAAGAAUAAACGAAGGGUGUUGAGGUGGCGCCUCUGCGCCAUUAUAUAUUUCUAA
Molecule: messenger RNA, 5034 nt
Organism: Daucus carota subsp. sativus
Lineage: Eukaryota; Viridiplantae; Streptophyta; Magnoliopsida; Apiales; Apiaceae
Product: putative pentatricopeptide repeat-containing protein At5g08310, mitochondrial
Exons: 5
Coding region: 209-2737 (842 amino acids)
Biological process (GO): mitochondrial gene expression
Cellular component (GO): mitochondrion
Molecular function (GO): protein binding
Source: RefSeq, a predicted model, not a curated record